AAAAGUUCUACUGUUUUUUUUAGGGAUAAAAAAUACAAGUGCAGUCACCAACAUGAGUCAAAAACGCGAAACGCUGGCUCGCCAAAAAAUCAAUCAACGUUUAACAGAAUCCGGCGAAAAGGAGCGCUUACAAGAGAUGUUGCGCGUUCGCCUAAUCGAAUGCGGAUGGCGCGAUGAGUUGAAAGAAUACGCGCGUGAUAUCGUGAAAGAGAAAGGCGUGGAUAAUGUUACGGUGGACGAUCUGGUUGCAGAACUCACACCCCAAGCAAGAUCCAGUGUCCCUGAUGAAGUAAAAAAGGAGCUGCUGGAUUAUAUUCGCACCGCUUUGAGUGGAAAACCUUAACAUGAAAUUUCAUUGGUUGUACAUUCUGAUUCGCUCUUCUGAUUGGUUCUUUAUUGUUUGAUUUGUCACGUGAAAGCGUGAAAGAUGAUAUGUAAAUAUUUAUAAACAUAUAUUUAUAUGCUUCUGAUUCGAGAUUACAGAUAGUCACGUGGUGUAUAUUUUUGAAUACGUCAUCAUAUUUUUUUGCCUUAAACGUUCUAGUCUUUCAAUUUCAAAAUAGUUUGGUAACUAACACGCGCGAAAAAGUUUGUGAAAAUUUUGAGAAUCGAACUUAGAAUACAAAAUAAGAAUAUUACUUUCUUCGAGCCGCGGAAAUUUCUACUUGCUGAAAAACUUUGAUAUUCGGGUAUUUGAUUGUAUGAAUGUAAAUGAAUAAAUUGAUUUUAAAAAAAAUAAAUGACGAAAUGGAUUGAUCUCAAUAUUAUGAUAAGCGACAGCUGUAUGCAGACCUGUUCCGUUUAUUUUUUACUACCACAUACCAAUUGUUGUGUUUCAGGUUACAAAACUGUAAAAUUGUAACCCUCCUGAAUGAUAUUGUACUACUUUAACUGGAGAAAUUUUUGCACAUUCCUGUUUCUUGAAUAUAUUUGCAAAGACUUAAAAAUAAAGCGUUGAUAUUUCAAAGGCACGUAUC
This is a messenger RNA of Hydractinia symbiolongicarpus, 977 nucleotides long. Its product is annotated as transcription and mRNA export factor ENY2-like. NCBI's taxonomy places the organism in Eukaryota, Metazoa, Cnidaria, Hydrozoa, Anthoathecata, Hydractiniidae. Gene Ontology annotation, cellular component: DUBm complex; nuclear pore; SAGA complex. Gene Ontology annotation, biological process: poly(A)+ mRNA export from nucleus; positive regulation of DNA-templated transcription; regulation of transcription by RNA polymerase II. The coding region runs from base 53 to 343 and encodes 96 amino acids. The transcript has a single exon. Gene Ontology annotation, molecular function: chromatin binding; transcription coactivator activity. The record is from RefSeq and is a predicted model, not a curated record.